This is a messenger RNA of Recurvomyces mirabilis, 2181 nucleotides long. RefSeq lists its product as uncharacterized. Gene Ontology annotation, cellular component: mitotic spindle pole body; chromosome, centromeric core domain; microtubule organizing center attachment site. The transcript has 2 exons. The record is from RefSeq and is a predicted model, not a curated record. Gene Ontology annotation, biological process: nuclear inner membrane organization. Lineage: Eukaryota; Fungi; Ascomycota; Dothideomycetes; Mycosphaerellales; Teratosphaeriaceae. Bases 1 to 2181 code for a protein of 726 amino acids.
AUGUUCUCCUUGCGCCGGCUUCAUUGUCACUUCUGUGGGACCCGCUCUCAGUACGCAAGAUCAUCUGGUCUUAACGACUUCCAGUGUACAUCAUGUGAAGCAGUCAACUAUCUCGAUCGAAAAGGCAACAUCAUCGACACACCAGCAAGUGCCGUAGCCCAGCAGCAACAACAACAGAUAGCAGCACGAGAACAGAGCCCACCCUUCCAGACAUUCACACAACAAUUACCAGAGACACUUGAGCACCAACAAAGCCAGGCAUUCUGCAGCACAUGUCAGCUCAACCAACAUCUGUAUAUGGAAGCACUGGGAAACUACCUACCAGAUGAAGACGAUCCGCAAUACCAAGAGUACGAGGAUGCAUUACCACAGUACACAGCUGGGCUUGAGAAGAGAUACCCACAGGUCUGCAAGAGGUGUGCUCCGCUGGCACAGAGGAAGAUAAAUCGAGCAGAUCACUAUGCUGGAACGUAUAAUAUCCAACGACGAGCUAAUGAAACGGCAAGGAGAGGGCUUGGUGGGCGAGAUGACUGGUGGAAGUGGAGCAUGCGGAGAGCGUUAGGUGGUGUCGAGACUUUGAUGUAUGCGAGCUUGAUCUUGCAAGUAGCCUGGCACAUCUACGGCAUCUUGGUGGCCAGGACUCAGCAUAUUCAGGGAGAUUUAGAGGACGCAGAAUCGGCGUUCGACCCAACGAGACGAGAGUGCUUACAAGAUGCUUUGCGUUUGCGAUUCAGUCAGGCCUGCUUCACCUCGCUUGGUUCAUAUCUACCACGCGCAUUCCUUAUGUCGACGAUUCUUGUGUGGUACAAUCCUGGCUUGAAGGCAUGGUAUCACCACACGCACCGCAUCGAAUCAGUCACAGGCCAGACGGAGCAUUUCUGCAUGCAACUGCUCAUGUUAACCAUAAGAGCUGUGGCAUGGUAUCAGCUCUCGAACGCUGCAGCUACCAAAAACAUGACUGCACAGCAGCUAAUGGCAUCCCACGCCUUCGUGGCCUUUUUCAUGCUUGCCGUCCAAUGGCUCAGCGAUCGCGCUAUCAAGACGGUGAGAUUCAAGAUCAGGCAGAAAGUGAUGCCAAGACCUGAUGAGCACGACGUCCUCGGUGUCGAUGCCGGUCCAGAAGCCGACGAAUAUGAACGACAAGCCUCUUCGAUACCGCCUUCUCAACUCUUUGCCCGAGAACAGCUUGAUCGCGUUCGACCAUUCCCGAUCAACAAUCUAGCACCGACAUCAGCGGCUCGCGACGGGCAAUCACAGAUGCCAUCUCCACCACUCUCGGAUGAAACGGACGAUGAAGCAGGCGAUCCUAUGGAAAUCGAUGUCUACCCUAUCACACGAUCACAAAUUCCUGGUGCAGCGAUCGACCGCACCUUCAAGACACGGCAGAGCCAGAAGCGUCCUGCUCAACAGUCACCCCGAAGCCUCUUCAAUCACGGUGCUACGCAAGGAGCCGGCUGGUCCGGCAUGCGGGACUCCAUCUUCGGCAUACGCGAAGACCUCACGGCGGAGACCGAAGCAAAACGGAAGGCAGAAGAAGAACGCGCGAAGCUCAAGUUCCAGCCUUCAGUCGAACCAUCACCGUUUCGAGGACGUUUACCCGCUGCUCCAAUGAGUAUGGAGCGCAAACUGCGCAACCCUGUCACCCAGCUGGCGUUCAAGGAGACACCAGUGAGCAAACAACAAGACUUUAUGCAGCAGAUGCGAGCAGGUAUUGCAAAAGGCAAGAUGUUCGGCGGCUCAUCCAUCACUCCGGUCUUGCAACUACAGCACAAGCAAAAGCACAAUCAGCAAAUGCCAGCCGGCUUCACGGCACUCGGUCUUAACGACGGCGACAGCGACUUCUCCCCUGUUAAAAACAGCGGUAGGAGCCUAGCUGACUCUUCUCGUGGUGGCCUAGAGCUGAAGCCAAGCACGUGGAAUCUGCCGCAGGACUUUCAGCAGCAGGCUACGGGUUUGGAAGAUAUGUUUGGUGGGAAUAACUUUCGGAUCAAGGAUGAACCGGAGUUUGCUGCGCAGGCUCGAUCACCGGAGGAGCGGAAGAGAAAAAUUGAUGGCUUAAAGAUUGCUGCUGGUGUUGCGGUCUUCGCGGUUGUGGUAGGAGUGUUUGGGUGGAAUGUUGAUGCUGUGAGGAAGGCAGUCUGUUUAUGGUUGGUCGCUCGUAUGGAGGAUCUUCGGUUCUGA